Messenger RNA from Pelobates cultripes (western spadefoot toad), 38184 nucleotides. The record is from the annotation of a GenBank genome assembly. Lineage: Eukaryota; Metazoa; Chordata; Amphibia; Anura; Pelobatidae.
CUACUUUGCGUUCACUGUUUGAGUUGCUAAGGCUAGUGUGUAGAACGCUGGGAACGCGGAAGUGACGUUUUCGGCUUGUUGUCUUGUCUGUUAGUGUGUCAGCAGGUUCCGGUAAUUAGGACAUCAAUGAAGGCACGCACGGUUGGCAGCUGCUGGGAAUGGUCUUAGGAGACAGACUGUAAAGAAAACGGCAACAGCUGGUGAGGAGCGUGUUUUACUAUCAAUACUGACAGCUGGCUGCUGGGCUCCUGGACCUGGUACAAGGGCUCUGGCUGUCAGCUCAGGGGCUGCUAUCCCGGGCUCAGGGGCUGCUAUCCCAGGCUCUGGCUGGCAGCUCAGGGGCUGCUAUCCUGGGCUCAGGGGCUGCUAUCCUGGGCUCAGGGGCUGCUAUCCUGGGCUCUGGCUGUCGGCUCAGGGGCUGCUAUCCUGGGCUCAGGGGCUGCUAUCCCGAGCUCUGGCUGUGGGCUCAGGGGCUGCUAUCCCGGGCUCUGGCUGUGGGCUCAGGGGCUGCUAUCCCGGGCUCUGGCUGUGGGCUCAGGGGCUGCUAUCCCGGGCUCUGGCUGUGGGCUCAGGGGCUGCUAUCCCGGCCUGGCUGUCGGCUCAGGGCUGCUAUCCCCGGCUCUGGCUGGCGGCUCAGGGGCUGCUAUCCCGCCCUGGCUGUCGGCUCAGGGGCUGCUAUCCCCGCCUGGGCUGGCCUGGCUCAGGGGCUGCCAUCUCCGGCCUGGCCGCCGGCUCAGGGCUGCUAUCCCGGCCUGGCCGGGCCGGCUCAGGGGCUGCUAUCCCCGGCCUGGCCGCCGCUCAGGGGCUGCUAUCCCGGCUCUGGCCGCCGGCUCAGGGCUGCUAUCCCGGCUCUGGCCGGCCGGCUCAGGGCUGCUAUCCCGGCUCUGGCCGCCGCUCGGGGCUGCUAUCCCGGCUCUACCGCCGGCUCAGGGCCGCUAUCCCGGCUCUGGCCGGCCGGGCUCAGGGCUGCUAUCCCGGCUCUGGCCGCCGCCUCAGGGGCUGCUAUCCCCGGCUCUGGGCCGCCGCUCAGGGGCUGCUAUCCCGGCCCCGGCCGCCGCCUAGGGCUGCUAUCCCGGCUCUGGGUCACGGGCUCAGGGGCUGCUAUCCCCGGCUCUGGCCGGCCGCUCAGGGGCUGGGCUAUCCCGGCUCUGGCCAGCCGGCUCAGGGGCUGGGCAUCCUCCGGCCUGGGCCGCCGGGCUCAGGGGCUGCUAUCCCGGCUCUGGUCACGGGCUCAGGGGCUGGGCAUCCCGGCCCCUGGCCACGGGCUCAGGGGCUGCUAUCCCGGCUCUGGCCGCCGCUCAGGGCUGCUAUCCCCGGCUCUGGUCAGCCGCUCAGGGGCUGCUAUCCGGCUCUGGUCACGGGCUCAGGGGCUGCUAUCCCGGCUCUGGCCGCCGCUCAGGGCUGCCAUCCCGGCUCUGGCCGGGCCGGGCUCAGGGGCUGCUAUCCGGCCUGGGCCGGCCGGCUCAGGGGCUGCUAUCCCGGCUCUGGCCGCCGCUCAGGGGCUGCUAUCCGGCUCCCGGCCGCCGCUCAGGGGCUGCUAUCCCGGGCUCUGGCCGUCGGCUCAGGGGCUGCUAUCCCGGGCUCUGGCCGUCGGCUCAGGGGCUGCUAUCCCGGGCUCUGGCUGUCAGCUGUCAGACUCUGUCAGGUGCAGGAAAAAUGCUUUAAAAAAAAAAAAAAUAUCUAAUUUGUCUUACAUUUUUUGACUGCAGUGAAAUAUCAACAGAGUCAAUGCAAAUAUGCAUGUUUUUUUUUUUUAAUUAAUGGGGGGAUUGUUAACAGCGCCACUUUUAAAUAAUAAUAAUGGACAAUAAUAAUCCAUUUUUGUAGAAUCUGGAAAAGCAGCUCUCAAUGCUUUAUUCAAUGUUCAGCACAUUACUUAGUAGGUAUAUUUCAUAACUAGUGUAAAAAGAAAUUGAACAGCACGACUUCCUCCUCUCUUUGCCAUUGAAGGGGCACACACAGUGCUAAAACUUAUUGUAGUAGUAGUUAUGGCGCAGAGAGCACAUGGGUCAUAUACUCUGGUUUGUGGAAACCUUUUGUCUCUUGAUUCCAAAAACCCAUCCCUAUACUGUGGUUCAGCUAAUGCCAACGUAAACCACCACAUUAUCUGUCCAGUAGUAGGUUACAAGAACUUUGGGCAGGUUAGUGAUUAUAGUGCUUUGAGGGUUAAUUUGAAAACAGAUCUUCAUAUAACAUUCUGUGACAACAUUGAGCUGGGAUAUAUCUUUAUUUUACCACAUUUUGUCUGUGAUUGCAAAGUGUGUGCAGAGGUCCCACAUACUUGCAUUUUUAUGCCAGUCUUGGCCUGCCACAUGCAGUGUCACCAGGGGUGGAGAGUAAUAGUGAGAUAUCAGUGGUCGGGACUGAAAGCCCUGUUUCUGUCAGCCUAAUUGCAGACUGGUAGAAUGCUAAGAAAUGACCCAUCAAAACUGGUGGCACUUCGUUUUGGGUUGUAACUUUUAAUUUUAUUAAAUUGGAGCUAGUGGUGUCCAAGCCAUAUAUUAUAGUAAUUUUUACAAGAUGUACAGUUUCAUAUAUUUUCUGAGACAUAUGUCAUCUACAUUUUGUAUAGCUGGAUGUACACUGAUCAGCCACAUUAAAACUACUGACAAGUGAAGUGAAUUGUAAUAUUGUUACCAUUACACCUGUCAAGGGGUGGGAUUUAUUAGGCAGCAAGUGAACAGUCAGUUCACUUUCCAUGCCUUGUUGCAUCAGAGCGGUUUUGGCAGUUGGUUUUAAUGUUGUGGCUAUAUCAGUGUAUAGAAACAUAGAAUGUGACCGCAGAUAAGAACCAUUCUGCCCAUUUUUCUUAAUACUUUUAAUUAGUCCCUGGCCUUAUCUUAAAGGGACUCUCCAGUGCCAGGAAAACAAACCUUUUUCCUGGCACUGCAGGUCCCCUCUCCCUCCCACCACCCAUCCCAGUUUGCUGAAGGGGUUAAACUCCCUUCAGUGACUUACCUGUAUCCAGCGCUGAUGUCCCUCGGCGCUGGUUCAGGGUCCGCCCACGCUCCUCCCCCGCCGACGUCAUCCGGCGGGGGAGACCGAUUGCGCAGCCAGUGGCAGGGAGAGACCUAAUGCGCAUGUGUGGCAAAUUCCGGCCACACGCAUUAGACCUCCCCAUAGGAAAGCAUUGAAAAAUGCUUUCCUAUGGGGAUUUCAGCUACGCUGGAGGUCCUCACAUAGCGUGAGGACGUCAGGGACGCUAUAGCACAGAUCUGUGCUAUAAACCAGGAAGUUCCCUCUAGUGGCUGUCUAGUAGAAAACUAUGAAAACUGCAAUAUUUACAAUUGCAGGGUUAAGGGUAGUGGGAGUUGACACCCAGACCACUCCAAUGGGCAGAAGUGGUCUGGGUGCCUGGAGUGUCCCUUUAAGUCUAGGAUAGCCUUACACCUAUCCCACACAUGCUUAAACUCGCUCACUGUGUUAACCUCUACCACUUCAGCUGGAAGACUAUUCAGUGCAUCCACUACCCUCUCAGUAAAGUAAAACUUCCUGAUAUUAUUUUUAAACCUUUGUCCCUCUAAUUUAAGACUGUCCUCUUGUUGUGGUAGUUUUUCUUCUUUUAAAUAUAGUCUCCUCCUUUACUGUGUUGAUUCCCUUUAUGUAUUUAAAUAUUUCUAUCAUAUCCCCCUUGUCUCGUCUUUCCUCCAAGCUAUACAUGUUAAGUUCCUUUAACCUUUCCUUGUAUGUUUUAUCCUGCAAUCCAUGAACCAGUCGAAUAGCCUUUCUGUGAACUCUUUCCAAAGUAUCAAUAUCCUUCUGGAAAUACGGUCUCCAGUACUGCAUACAAUACUCCAAGUGAGAUCUCACCAGUGUUCUGUACAACGGCAUGAGCACUUCUCUCUUUAUACUGCUAAUACCUCUCCUUAUACAACCAAGCAUUCUGCUAGCAUUUCCUGCUGCUCUAUUACAUUGUCUGCCACCUUUAAGUCAUCUGAAAUAAUUACCCCUAAUAUUCUAUACUCUGCCCUUGGGUUUUUACAUCGAAGAUGCAUUAUCUUGCACUUAUCCACAUUGAAUGUCAGUUGCAGCUCUGACCAUUUUUCUAGUUUACCUAAAUCACUUGCCAUUUGGCUUUUCACUCAUGGAACACCAACCUGUUACAUAUCUUGGUAUCAUCAGCAAAAAGAUAUACCUUAACAUCAACACCUUCUACAAUAUCACUGUUUAAAAUAUUAAAGAGAAGGGGCCAAGUACAGAUCCCUGAGGUACCCCACCGGUAACAAGACCAUGCUUUGAAUAUACUCCCUUAACUACAACCCUCUGUUGCUUGUCACUCAGCCACUGCCUAACCCAUUCAACAAUAUUGGAAUCUAAACUUAAAGAUUGCAGUUUAUUGAUAAGCUUUCUGUGGGCAACAGUGUCAAAAGUCUUACUGAAAUCUAGGUAAUCAAUGUCUACUGCACCACUCUGAUCUAUUAGUUACCCCAAAAAAUCAAUAAGUUUAGUUUGGCAUGAUCUCCCUGAAGUAAACCCAUGUUGUCUCUGAUCUUGAAAUCCAUGUGAUUUUAGAUGUUCAACAAUCCUAUCCUUUAACAUGGUUCCAUCACUUUCCCCACUACCAAAGUAAGUAAGGCUUACUGGCCUAUAGUUGCCUGACUCCUCCCUACUACCUUUCUUGCAAAUGGGUACAACAUUCGCUAAUUUCCAGUCUUGUGGGACUACUCCUGUUAACAAUGAUUGGUUUUUAUAUAAAUCCAUCAAUGAUUUUGCUAGUACACCACUAAGUUCUUUUAAUAACUUUGGGUGUAUCGUAUCAGGCCCCAUCAACUUAUUUGUCUUUCCUUUCGACAGUUGAAAUAGAACCUCUUCUUCUGUAAACUCACAUGUAACAAAUGACCCAUUUGUCCUUUUUCUUAACUGAAGUCCCUCUCCUUAAUUUUCAUCUGUAAAUACUGAACAAAAAUAUUAAUUGAGGCAGUCAGCUAGACCUUUAUCCUCUUCUACAUACCUUCCUUCUUUUGUGUAUAAUCUAACUAAUCUUUGUUUUACUUUCUCAUUUAUGUAUCUAGAAAAUGUUUUAUCCCCAUUUUUUACUGACUGUGCUAUUCUCUCUUCUGUGUAUGAUUUGGAGGCUCUUAUAACUUGCUUAGCCUCUUUCUGCCUAAUCUUAUAGAUCUGUCUGUCUUCCUCACUCUUUCUCACUUUUUUUUUUAUAAUUACUAAAUGCUAACGCUUUGUUUUUUACUAUUUUGGCCACAUCUGCGGAGUACCACAGUGGUUCCUUAAUUUCUCUGUUCUUCCUGACAAGCCUAAUGGAAUUUUCUGUUGCUUUCAGUAGUGCGACUUUUUUUUAAAUAAUCCCAUUUCUCCUGGACUCCAUUAAAACUGCUCCAGUCUGACAAGGACUUCUUUACACAUAUUCUAAUUUUAGAAAAGUCUGUUUUUCUAAAAUCUAUAGUUGCAAUGAAGUGCCACUGAGCAAAACAUUGAAUAUCACCAACUUUUGCUAACCAUUUUUGCAUGAGGUGAUCCAUUAAAAAAAUAAAUAUACACACACACACAGUUGUGCUCGAAAGUGUGAAAUUUUGGCAUUGAUUUUGAAAGUCUGACUGAUCCUGCAAAAAAUGUUUUAUUGAAGGAUAGUGAUUACAUGAAGCCAUUUAUUAUCACAUAGUUGUUGGGCUCCUUUUUAAAUCAUAAUGAUAACAUAAAUCACCCAAAUGGCCCUGAUCAAACGUUGACAUACCCUUGAAUGUUUGGCCUUGUUGUAGAGCCACACAGGUUAAAAUGGCAAUUAAAGGUUAAUUUGCACACAUGGCUUUUUAAAUUGCAAUUAAUAUCUGUGUAAAAAAAUAGUCAUUGGGUUUGUUAGCUCUCACAUGUAAACACUGAGCAGGCUAGAUAAUAAGGCAUUAGGAGCAGAAAAGAAGUGUCAAAAGACCUGCGUAAGAAGGUAAUGGAACUUUAUAAAGAUGGAAAAGGAUCUAAACAGAUAUCCAAAGCCUUGAAAAUGCCAGCCAGUACUGUUCAAUUACUUAUUAAGAAGUGGAAAACUCUAUGAUCUCUUGAUACCAAGCCAAGUUCAGGUAGAGCAAGAAAGAUUUGCAAGGGGGCCUGGUCGUGCUGUUAAAGCGCCACAGUGUGCGACCAGGCCCCUGCUUACAAACGCCCACCGGGUGGCCCUUAGUGCCUGGGCCACCCGGUGAGCUUCCUUCGUUUGCAGGCAACCGGAUGCAGUGGGGACCCAUGGGGUGAGUAAGCUGUUGAGGGCAACUGGGCAGCUGCCUGGGGCAGGUGCCCCGUUUGCACCGCAUUAAAGUCGGCACUGCCCACUGUGAAGCAUGGUGGUUACUCACUUAUCUUUUUUUUUGGGAGGUGGUUUGUGAGCUCUGAAGGCAUGGGCAAUCUUGUGAAAAUUGUUGGCAAGAUGAACGCAGCAUGUUAUCAGAAAAUACUAGCAAUUUACAUUCUUCUGCACGAAGGAUGCACAUGGGAUGCUCUUGGACUUUCCAGCAUGACAAUGACCCUAAGCACAAGGCCAAGUUGACCCUCCAGUGGUUACAGCAGGUGAAGGUUCUGUUGUGGCCAUCACAGUCUCCUGACCUUAAUAUCAUCGAGUCACCCUGGGGAGAACUCAAACGGGCUGUUCAAGAUUACCAAUGACUUUGCAUGACCUAGAGGCAUUUUGCCAAGAUAAAUGGGCAGCUAUACCACCUGCAAGAAUUAGAGGCCUCAUAGACAACUAUUACAAAAGACUGCACGCUGUCAUUGAUGCUAAAGCGGGCAAUACACAGUAUUAAGAACUAAGGGUAUGCAGACCUUUGAACAGGGGUUGUUUAAAUUUUUUCUUUGUUGCCAUGUUUUGUUUUACGAUUAUGCCAUUCUGUUAUAACCUAUAGUUGAAUAUGAAUCCCAAAAUAAAUGUGUUUUGCCUGCUCACUCGAGUUUUCUUUAAAAAUGGUACAUAUAUUACUAAUUCUCCAAGGGUAUGCAAACUUUUGAGCACAACUGUACACAUACAAAUUUAUCAAACUAUAUUAUCCAGUUCAGACCAAGAGAAGCCAGGAAAAACAUUGUGAAUGAAGAGGGGAAAUAGAAACCUUGUUUCCUUUUUCUUGUUUUCUGUAUUUUUAUUUUUUUUCCUCACAUACUAAACUAUGACUUAGUUUAUAACCAUGACUGACAGGGCGUUACUAUGGAGGCGCCUAGUUAUAGGUUACAAACGUGAGGAUUUUUAAUUUUCAAUUUAUUGUUCACACACUUUAUAAAUACAUAUUUGUUAAAUAUAGGGAUAAUUAAACAUAGUAUUAAAAAUCCCGUGACAUGCCAGUUGUCCUUUAAAGUGAUGUUCUGUUUCAUAUAAGUAUCACUUUGUAGCCCAUUAUUAUAAGACUAACAUACAUUUGAAAUACAUUUCUCCUUGCCGUGGAAAUUCUUUCUGCCAUACAAAUAACCCCUUAAGGAUACAUGACGUAUGUGACAUGUCAUGAUUGCAUUUUAUUCCAGAAGUUUGGUCCUUAAGGGGUUAAAGCACUGCAAAAAUAUAAAAGAAGAGAAAUCCCCAAUGGAAUGUUUGUUGUUGAUGCCGCAGGAAUUCAUGGUGAUUUGCUUUACUUAUUAGUACUAUAGACCACCUUUUAGAACAGAACACUUUGAUUAAUCUCCCCAGUGUUUAAAGUAUAUUUUAAUUGAUACAUUUGCUGGGGGGUUUUCAACCCAGAGGAUAUAAUUGUUUACUUACCUGAAUCUGAAUAAUAUUUAAACCUGUUCUAUGUCUUUGACAAUCUAAUCUAAUAUAUGUAUGUCUUGUGUCAGGCUGUAAUACUGAAACCCUAUAGGUGAGUCACUGUGGCCGUGGUACAAAGAUCACACCCAACCAAUACGUGUAACUGAUUGAUAAGUCGUAUUACAUUUGAGGAGUGCAUUUUUCAUAUAAGCAGCUGUUAUUUUUCAAUACAGAAAUUGAAUGCAUAAACUGUUUGCUUAAUAAUGACCAUGCUUACUACAAACACCUGUAAUUUUCGUUUGCAUACAUAUUUGUGUUUGUAAAUAUGAAAAUUGUCAUGCCAUACUAGUAAAUGUGAAUAAACAAACAUCACAUCAAGAAAUCAACCUAAAUUGCUUGAAGGGAUAUUUCUAGGACCACUAUAGUUUAUUGUGGGGGGAUAUGAUGGAAGUAGGCUAAACAUGCCCUAUCUCCAUUUUUGUCAAAUCUUUUCAAGAGGCUUUAGAAAACCUGGGGCACUCCUGGCACCCAAACAAAAGCCCCUCUACUAAGAAAAUUAGAAUUUUUCACUUCCACAUUAUCUGUGCUUAGAUGAAGGUGAUCGGUUGUGAUUUCUGCGUUGGAUAAAAGAGAGAGAACUUUGAGUUGUGUGGGUGUGAAGUACAGAAGCUAAAAUCAGGAUAGUCCUAUGGUCUGAACCAUAGAAUAACAUACCAAAAUGUGGUUUCAAAUAUAGUAUUUAAAGGAACAUUCCAAUGGAAAAAAAACUAUAUUAAUAAUUUAGUAGAAAUUCCCCCAAUGAAAACUUGCAUGCAUUUAAAGGGACACUUUAAGCUACAAAACAACUUUAACUUAAAGGGAUACUAUAUUCACUAAAAUAACUACAACUUAAUGGAUAGGUUGUCCCUGCAGGCUUUUUAAUGUAAACACUGCCUUUUUAGAGAAAUGGCAGUGCUUGCAUUACUGUCCAUGGACAACUCUAGUGGCAGUCACUCAGACUGCCAAUAGCGGUGCUUACUGGAUCAGUGAUGAACAAUAUGCAUAUCCAAUGCAUAUAUAUGAGGAGAUACUGAUUUGGCGCAGCACAUGCGCAAUUGCCUCUAUGGGAAAGCAUUGGAUUGGCUGAGAUUGUCAAUUUUGAUGAUCUCAGCGAGGGGGCAGAGCCAGCUAUUUUUACUUUAUUUUUUACUUUGGAAUGAAAUAUAUAUAGUCAUGUUACAAAAGAUGCUGCUCUACUGCUUUAGCUUACUACUCUCCUAUUUUUUAUUUUUACUUUGGAUAUAUAUAUAUAUAUAUUCAUUGCAAAGUUAAAAAAAAAAGAGAGAGAGAGAGUAGUAAUCUAAAGGAGUAUAGAAGCAUCUUCUGUAACAUGGCUAAAGCCAUUGUUCUCUAAUCAUGGUAAUGUAACUUUUCUGGUUAUGCUGUUGGGUUACAUGUUUAGUGGUAGGCAAGUGAAAUAGGGGCUUACUUUGUUGUAAUUAGUUUCAAAAUAAGUGUAGCUUAUUCAUAUGACAUUAGUUGCCACAAUGCAAAGUCCAAUUUCAAAAACUGUGUUAAAUGACCACUAUAGUGCCAGGAAAACAUACUCGUUUUCCUGGCACUAUAGUGCCCUGAGGGUGCCCCCACCCUCAGGGUCCCCCUUCCAGAGCCGGGCGGGGAGCUCUCUGCCUCCGAUUCUCCUCCCAUGCGGCUGAAUGCGCACGCGCGGCAAGAGUUGCGCGCGCAUUCAGCCGGUCACAUAGGAAAGCAUUAUCAAUGCUUUCCUAUGGACGCUUGCGUGCUCUCACUGUGAAAAUCACAGUGAGAAGCACGCAAGCGCCUCUAGCUGCUGUCAAUGAGACAGCUACUAGAGGAAUUGGGGGAAGGCUUAACCCAUUCAUAAACAUAGCAGUUUCUCUGAAACUGCCAUGUUUAUAAAAGAAUGGGUUAAGCCUAGCUGGACCUGGCACCCAGACCACUUCAUUAAGCUGAAGUGGUCUGGGUGCCUAGAAUGGUCCUUUAAGCAAAUAGUCUAGUUCAGGGGUUCCCAAUUAAUUUUUCCCGUGGAACUCUUUGACAUAGUGUAUCAACAUUGUGGAACCCCUCUCCCGUAAAAAAACAAACAUGGGCAUAAACCUCUUUUUGUUUGUGCCGGUGUGUGUCAAGGUAUGUAUCUGUGUGUCAGUGUGUAUCUCUCUGUGCGUGUGUGUGUAUCUGACACACAGACAUACACACACACACACACUGAUACACACUGAUACACACUCAGAUACACACAGUGAUACAUACACACAUCUUGACUCACAAAUACACACACUGACAUACAAACACACACACACACACACCCCUACUUACAUACACACACUGACACAUACACAAACCUUGACACACAGAUACACUCACACUUAUACUCUCACUGACAGACACAAAUACAAACACAUAUACACUCUACCUGGCAAGCACACAUACAUUCUCAGUGACACACUCAGUGACAAACACACAUACUCUCACUGACAAACACACAUACAAACGCUUUAACAGACACUUUUUUUUAUUUUUUUUCAUUCCACCCAGCCUCCCUACCUUUGGGAGUGCUGGCAUGGAGUCUCUUUUUUCCUUGGGAUCCAGUGGGGUAGCUGGGCUGUGCGGCUGGCGUACGGUCCCUGGGGUCCAGUGGAGCUGCGUGGCUGGCUUGCGGGCGGCGAGGGAUCAGUGAUCUUCCUGCUCAGCUCCCUCGCGCGCCUCGGAUAUUCUGGCUCCAGCAUCACUGCAGUGCACGUGAAGGAGCUGAGCAGGGGGCGGGGGGGGAGAGUGCUCCCUCGCCGCCCACUUCAAUUAUCAGUGGCACCCGACCGGACCAAAUCGCGGUGGCCAUUUUGUUUACCCGAAAUUACGGCACAACCCCAUUUGUGUUCUCGCGGAAUAAAGUCCUAUUUACUAAUUUAUGCAAAUAUGUGGAUCCUUUUAGCAUGGCUGUGGAGUCAGUACACAAAACCUUUAACUCUAAAUGUUUUGUUGUGUGUUUUUUUUAUUUAUCUCCACAGGCUAAAUCCUUAACCGUGUGCCUCAGCCGUUUUGUACAAACUGAAGAUACCUUUUUAAAAUGAGUGGAGCUGCUCUAGGAAUUGAGAUUGUAUUUGUCUUUUUUCUGGCUUUAUUUCUUCUUCACCGAUAUGGAGAUUUUAAAAAACAGCACAGACUUGUAAUAGUGGCAACUCUCUUAGCCUGGUAUCUCUGCUUCUUGAUAGUCUUUAUCAUACCUCUGGAUGUUAGUACGGUAAGAAACACACUUGUUAAUUGCAUGUACUUGAGUGUUCACCAAUGGCCUGAACCAAAGAAUAUACAUAAGAAUGUUACACUUAUUUUCUUAAAGUGGCACUGUCAUCUUCAGGGAACUUUGAAUAUUUUGUAAAUCACUUCAAGGUGAUGGGUCAUGGGCAGAAGUACGUGCUUGAAGCUCUCCCUCUUAGUCACUGCCACCUUAAUUCCGGUCUCCAUCUUUGUUUCCUGAUGCUGCUUCUGCCAGGAGCCUGUGUGCAUGCUUUAGAGCAGGAUUCCCCAAACUCUGGCCCUCCAGAUGUUGCUGAACUACAACUCCCAUGAUUCUCUGGCUAUCUAUUCCAUUUGAAGAAUCGAGAGUUGUAGUUCAGCAACAUCAGGAGGGCCAGAGUUUGAAGAACCCUGCUUUAGAGUAAAUCGUAGAAGGAGGUACACUUUCGUGGUAGGAAUACAAAUAAGAAUUCCUAACACUAAAGUGUUCCUUUAACCCCUUAAGGACCAAAGUUCUGGAAUAAAAGGGAAUAAUGACAUAUCACACAUGUCAUGUGUCCUUAAGGGGUUAAGGGAAUUGUAAACUUCAUGUAAUUUGGUAUGUAUAAUUUGAUUUGUAUAAUCCCACAAAGGUGGGAUAAUAUGGAGUCUGACAGUGUAACAGGUAAUCUAGAAAGGUUAAGUGAGAGAAUAAUACUGAACAAAUUUAAAGGGAUCAAUCUGGUGAGGAAAUUGGUGUUCCUGUGCAGCUAGCAAACAAACACUUUACCACUUCUUCUAUGAAGACCUUUAACAUUCUGCUCUAAAUUAGUACAAACAAAAUCCUAAUGUCAAAACUAAGGCAAAAGUAGUUGAUUUUGAAGAAUUCUCCACCUCAGCCAUAGCCUUAAUUUGGCUAUUUGUGACUCUGUUUUGCAAUCCAGAUUUCAUUUGCUGAGGUUUAGAGUUCAUUUAAUAAUCCUGCCAGAAUUUUGCAGAGCAGAUCUAGCGCAUCACUAUUUGAACAUGGAGGUUGGAAACCAUUAAACAAAAUCCAUUACCUUUUAAAGCUUUUAUCAGCAUAGCUUUGACUUGGAAGAGUUUACAUUUCCUUAUUGCUAUUGUUCUUUGAAAGCAUGGACAAAUGCAACUGUGUGAUUGCAUGGGAAUAUAGUGGAGAGAGAAAACAAAAACAAUGUUAAAGGGACACUAUAGACACCCAGGCCAUUUCAGCUCAUUGAAGUGGUCUGGGUGAUGUGUCCCAAUCCCCUUAACCCUGCAAUGGUAAUUAUUCUAGUUUCUGAGAAAUUGCAAUAAUUACCUUGGAGGGUUAACUCCACCUCUAGUAGCUGUCUACCAGACAGCCCCUAGAGGGACUAUGAGGUGCUUAGGUGACUUUUGGUCGCCUAACUGAUGCUGGAUGGUCUCACGCUGUGCAUGAGGACAUCCAGCGUCACCGAAAACCUUAUAGGAAAGCAUUACAUAAUGCUUUCCUAUGGAGAAAGUCCUAAUGCGGGGGAGGGGGGGUUCGAGGGAGGAGGCACUAUAGGGAGCUAUAGUGCAGGGGAAUAUAACUUUGUUUUCCUAGCACUAUAGUUUUCUUUUAAUCUGUUUAAAGUUGUUUAGAUGCCAUUGUAGGUACAUACAUGGCUGGCACAGGGCAAAUAAAAUCCUGAAGUCAUCUGCCGUCUGAUGGAAAUGAGGCAGUGUUAUACCUGCAAUGAUGUGUACCAAUCAUCGCAGUUAUCAGUCAUUGCAUCUCCUUGGUUCAUAACCCAUGUAGUGAGCUGAGAGACUACUUUAAAGCUUGGGACGUCAUUUUGUUAGAUUUCAGGUCCAGCUUAAUUAUCAAAUUAAUAUGAUUAGUCAAACAGUGCUUUCCUAGCUGUGGAAUUAACACUGACAGACUUCUUGAUGGGCUAUUUUGAGCAUUAAAUUUAAAAGAGGGCUAUGUCAAGUGCUAUUUUCAAGCAGUUUGAUGAAGUGACAUUGUGAGUUUAAUGUUACACCAAAUUCACCUCGAAUGAUUUUUAACGAAUGAAAUCUCUUCCAGACUAUAUAUAAUCGCUGUCUUGCUAGAAAUGCAGUUCCGCCAGUCACUAUCAACACAAGUCUCUUUUCCACCACUACGACGGCAGCCACAAUAGACAAUGCUUCCGGACUUCAACUUGAAAAGAACGCAGACAGGUAUUUUAAUGCUUCGUGUGUAGAUUUCAUGCACAUUCACUGACCAUUUUUUUAGUAAGCCUCCUGCCACUUUACACCUUAGUAACAAAUAGAAAAUAAACCGAUCAACCAUAUAAACAUGCACGCUUAAAUAGUUGAGUUCAACAAAUGGGUUUAUACGCUAACCAGCACACUAGUGAAUUGAAAACUAAACUGAGAAAUUUUGGACUGUGCUACAGUAAGUUUGUCUAUUUUCACCUACAUUUUGCACUUUGUUUUUCAGUUCACUAAAAAUUGCUGUUUAUUAAAAAAAAUCCCCACACAUUCCUCCCUCUGCUAACAGUGUAGAGUGUUCUUUCUCCGAAAACCACCCUGUAACCAAAAUAAAGUACAUCCGUCUAUAGUAAUAACAAUCUUUGAGUUACAUUACAUCUUGUAAUAUUUAACGGUAAACUCUGCAAAAUACCAUUUCUUCCUAGUAUUGAGCAAUGCUUUCCCCUUUUGUUAACAUUGAUGUAACCAAAGUUCAUAAGCUUUUACCCUCAUUCUCACUUCUCGUUUUUGACAUUUACUGUACCAAGACAGCUUUUUUUAGUUUAUGAUUUUUGUAUUGUGACGGGAAGUCAGUCUGCACUGAAAACCUAUACUGAUUAUUAUACAGGAAGCAUUUAGUUAUUGGAUAUAUCUCUAUAGAUGGAGAAAUUCAAAUAUAUAAUGUAAUAUAGAUGUAAAAUUUAAGAAAAGUACUUAUUUCUACUUGUAUUGAUCCCAUCAAUUCUCUUUUUCUAAGCUAUUUUGGUACUGUUUGUAUAUGCUGUUUUCUGCACUUUGUGGUGAUUAAGAUUUUAAUUAUAACUUUGUUUCUGAUUGGAUGGUGACACACUACCAAUCAGAAUGCAAUAUCUAAAUAAUCAAGACACAAUUUGCAAGAAUUAGUGACUCUUUUAAGCUGACAAUAUUGACAUAUGCACUUUUUUUUUCUUCUUACACUAAUCUUUUAGGAAGUUAUUGCAUUACAGAUAUAUUCUCAUCAUCGAAUGAUUUUGCAUAAAGAAGUCUGUGUGUCUAUAUAUCUUUCUAUCGAUUUAUCUGUUUAUAAAACAUUUUAUAUAUUUUUUUCCAUUAUAUGUAUUUGUGUAUAAAAAAAAAAAUAUAUAUAUAUAUAUAUAUAUAUAUAUAUAUAUAUAUAUAUAUAUAUAUAUAUAUAUAUAUAUAUAUAUAAUAUAUUUUAUUUAUUUUUUUCACUAUCUUUUCAAUAGCAGCAGUGAUAGUCCCUCACCUCAGUGUUAUAAGCCAUGGAGCUAUAUCCCCAAGGGUAUCAUGCCAAUAUUCUGGCGGGUCGUCUACUGGACAUCUCAAUUUCUUACUUGGUAUGUGAUAUUACUGCUGAUUUGUUAACCUUUUUCUGCUCCUACACAUCUUGUACAGAUGUCCACAGUGUCUACAAUUUUAUUGAUCGUAACUAGAUUUUGUCUUAAAUUGCAUUUAAACAUUAGAAAUAAGUGCAAAAACGUGCACUGAAGAUUAUAUAAUGGACAGGACAGAAAUUUGGUGCUUGGAGUAAAAAUUAAGGGAUAGUAUCCAAGAAUUUUAAAGGCCAUCCACUAGUUUAUACCUCACCCAGGGUCAUUUGUUGAUGUUGUUUCAUGGUUAAUGUAUAAGAAGGCUUUUAAAACCUAGACAAUGGAUGACUAAAAGGUAGGCUGAAAGAAUCCUUGUAGAAGAUGAGGCUCUAUCUUCCAGCCACUCUGUUUUGACCUUCAUGCCUAAUAAACCAUUUCAUCUUUGUGAAAAUAAUCAAUUUGUCUCUGUCCAAUAGGAUUCUCCUCCCAUUCAUGCAGUCCUAUGCUCGAUCUGGUGGAUUUUCCAUUACCGGGAAAAUUAAAACUGCCCUGAUUGAGAAUGCCAUUUAUUAUGGCACCUACUUGUGCAUUUUUACAGCACUUCUCAUCUAUGUCGCAGUGAACCCCAAAUUUCACCUGGAGUGGUAAGUUUUUCUUUACAAAUGUGAAAUCAACAGCAGUUGUUGGAGCGCAGGGUUGACUGUCAGAAUCAAACAACAACAAAAAUAAAUUUAUUUAUUUCUACUUUAUAGAUAACAUUCAGAAUAAUAUUAAGCAUAUGGUAUGAUACAUGCAUAAUAUGGUUAUCACAAAACAGUGAGACUAUUGUGAAUAUUAAGAGUAUUGUGAAUUGUAAAAAAUGUACUUCCUCCUUAACAUCCAAGGUCUACUAAAACUGUGUGUUUUGUAGGCACAUGCAGAACAAGAUCCCCCCUGUCCCCAAGCUGAAAAUUGGCUGAAGUGCUUACAAUGAUUGGGAGAGAGAUAUAGCAAGGAUGGAGACAUUUCAAAAACAAACAAACGUCAAAGGCACCCAGGCCACUUCAUCUUAAUGAAGUGGGCUGGGUGCUGUGGUACUUUUUAAUGCUACUGUGUAAAGCAUUGCUGUUUAGUAGAUAUGGCAAUGUUUACAUUGCAGGGUUAAAUACACCUCUAGUGGUUGUCUCUGGUCUCACAACUAACUUCCAUUUCAUUGGAGGAGCACUGCCUGCGUAUCUGCUUUUCAUUACCAAUGCUCCUCUAUGAUGUCAACUGCAAUGACCUUAUCUUGGUGCUGGAAAAAAGGUACAGAAUACCUUUUAUUUUAGUUUUUAUUUAGAUAUAUUAGGGGCCUGAAUCUAAAUAAAGAGGACAACAUUAUAACAUUAGGAAUACAGGUUUGUAUUUCAAACGUUCCAGUGUUCCUCUAAAUAUUAUAUUUACAGAAAAACAAUUUUAUUGUAGACCAUUUUAAUGAAACUCCCUCUUCUGUGCACACGGAAAUUUUUGUUUUCCCUAAUCUUUUCCACGCAAAUGUGUGUGGAGAGCGUUUAAAGAACUUGCACAUAUGGGUUUAUUAACUAAGCAUUGAUUUGAACUGUCAACAGAAUUCCAAAAUAGAAACCAAAAACUGCCUAGAGUUAAAGCUUGGCUAUGGAAGCCACUCUUUAGACUGUGCAUGCUGCAGGUAUGCAUAUCAAAUUAGCUGAUAUACAAACAAGCACGUACAAAAGACUGGUAGAUCAUAGAAAAUCAAAAUAUAACCAGGAGGAAAUCUCAUAACUGUUGUGCACUUUAUAGGAAGUUAUUGAGGGAGUAAAUGGUAGCCUUUCAAUUAUGUAUGCUGUUGUAAUCAUACCAUUGAUUUUUACUUAAAAAGCAUCAAACUGCACUUUAACACAUAACCAUUUAGAAUGCACUAGUCUAUUGCUGGCUACUCUAAGACCGCAAUUGUUUGUGAGCUACAUUUUACAAUAACUAAGGGCUGUCUGAGUAUCAUGGGAAAUUUAGUGCAGUGUGCUGCAGUGGUUAUAGUGUUGGUGUCUGCCUUUAAGCUUUUCACAGUGUCAGACUGCUCUCCAUUUACAUUAUGAAAAGUUACAGUAAUCAUUUUCAUAUGGCCUGUUGUCUUUGGCCCAAUUCAAUAUGAUGUGUUUAUGUGUUUAAAAAAUUGCAUAGGUACACAAUUUUGUGUCCUGUGUGUUUAACUUCACUGCUUUGGAUGGUCCAUGAUUAGAAGAAAAAAUAAUGUCCCUAAUUAUUUAGUACUAGGCAAGAAAAACGCAGUUGCCUAGUUACCUGUGAUCAGUGUUUGUUUUUAUUUUUUUAUUUUUUUUUAUAAUUUUUUUCCUCCUUCCACAAAAUUACAUUAAUUUGUAUUGGUUUUCCAUUUUUAGGUACCAACUCCAAACCAUUGGGAUUGCUGCUGCCAAUACAUGGGGUCUCUUUCUCCUUGUUUUGUUGAUGGGUUAUGGUUUGGUGGAAAUCCCUCGCUCUCAUUGGAAUGGAGCCAAGAAAGGUUACCCCUUAAUGAAAACCUAUUUUAAGGCAGCCAAACUAAUGACAGAGAAAGCAGACGCUGAGGAGAACCUAGAAGAUGUGAUGGAGGUAAAGCUGAUAAUAAUCACGUUCUCUGAUAUGCAACAAAUGAUUGGCGAUGGCCCAUUGCUAGUUAAUAUAGGAUACUGAGAAUCCUCCUACAUAUCAGUCAUCGUAAUAUAACUAAAUAUGUACAUUUUAAAUCUGUGAAUAACAACCCUGUCAAUUCACCUGGCAUGGUAAUUAAAUUGCAUCUACAUUUUUAAAAUGUGUUCUACUAAAUUCUAUUUAAAAAAAAUAAAAAAUAAAAAAAAUGGAGUAAUCCAGGUAGUAUGCAAUGGGCCCUCCUGAUGACAGUCACUUUCUGUUCCUUUUAAAUUAUUAUAGAUAGAGGUGAAUAUAUACAUAUUUAGUGUUGGAAAACGUUGUCAAUAAACAAUGCUUAAAAAAGGAGAAUAACACAAUGUUAAGUCUCUGACAAAUGCUCCUUUUUUGCUAGUUUGUAAAAUGAUCAAAUCAGACUAUUCCACCAGCCAGUGUUUUCCUGUUUGCUUCAAUUUCAUUUCUAUUGCUUUGUAUGUCUAUUUUUGGAACUUGGUUCAGAAGUUAAAGGGACCCUCUAGUGCCCCUCUACCUCCCACCCCCAUCCUAAGUUGCUGAAGGGGUUAAAACCCCUUCAGUGACUUACCGGAGUCCAUCGCCGAUGUCCUUCAGCGCUGGGUCAGGCUCCACCUACGCUCCUAGGGAGAUCUAAUGCACAUGCACAAUGCUUUCCUAUUCGGCGACGCUGGAGGUCCUCACAUAGCGUGAGGACAUCCAGCGUCGUUUUAAAACUCUUUUCGUGUUCUAUGAACACGGAAGUCUCCUCUAGUAGACAGCCACCAGAGGAGGAAUUAACCCUGCAAUGUAAAUAUUGCAGUUUAUGAAAACUGCAAUAAUUACACUUGCAGGGUUAAGGGUAGUGGGAGUUGGCACCCAGACCACUCCAAUAGGCAGAAGUGGUCUGGGUGCCUAGAGUGUCCCUUAAACUGAUUUCAUUCAACUUCAAUGUGUUUUACUGUUCUAGCUCUUUUAUAUGUUCAGUUAUUUUAUUUAUUUUUUCCUCUGUAGUUCAACCUUAAAUGAGUGGGAUGAGAUAACUGAAAGUAUUAUAUAUAGAAUUACUUAUUCUAGUUAUUUGUGAGAGCGCAUUUGAGUUGCCAUUGAAAUGCUGUUUUUAGAGCAAGUUGCAGAACUGGAAAAACUAGCACAUUGCGUCCAGAUACUGUAACCUCGCUAUUCCAGUCGGACUAGUUUGAGUUCCUAAUCUACCUAUUGGCUCCAGGGAAAUCACUGCCAUUUAUAGCACUUCCUAUUCGUCUCGAUGUUUGAAGCACCAAGUCUCUAUUUCUACUCAAAUAAUUAGAAGCCUGGUUUACAUCUACAUAAAAAGCAGGAAUCCCACUGAUAACAUAUGUAAAUGUUCAAUUAGCACAUAUUUUCCUACAGACUAUUUUAAAAGGAGAAAAUCAAAACACCAGAACAGGAAUUAAGACCUGGUAGCUAAUUUGUUAGCAUUGUGUUAUAUUCUUACUUACAGACAGGACCCUUUUAUGUGCACAUUCCAUCACACUUAAAUAAUGUGGCGUUCUCCAAGGCACCACUCUUUCCAAUUUAUUAAUUAUGUUUAAAAACUAUUUACAGCAUCUCAGUUGUAUGCUGAGGCCAUCAUAAUCUACACAAAGAAAACCACAUGUACUACACUAGAGGCUGCAUUGAGAACUCUUUCUACUGAUGAAUUGGAGAAAUUAAUCAGUAGAAAUACCGCUUAAGCUUAAUUGCAGUGGUUCUGGGGCAAAGAGACUAUCCUGAAGUCUCUGCAGUGUAAACACUGCCUUUUUUUUUUUUUUUUUUAACACAAAUAGGCCAUACAUGAAUUUAAUGUUAGGAAUACAGGUUUAUUAGUGUGUCCUUUAAAGAUGACUAAGAUGCAGUCUGUAUGGUUUGUAUCUGUAAUGUGAUGUCUACUAGAAUAUUAACUUUUCAAUUAUUUUAAUAAAUGGAAAUAUGCACAGGACAUAAAAAUGCUGAUACAUUGAAUAUUAUAACAAAAUUUGGUUUGUCAGCUAGACUCAAAAUGAUUCCAUAUGUUUACAGAUCGUUGCCUGCAAGCUGUUGGUGUAUAUAUUUCUUAUAAUAUGUUGGGUUUGUUUUGCAGGAAGUCCGGAAAGUGAAUGAAUGCAUUAAAUAUAAUCACCCAUUACGGAAAUGUGUAGACACAAUUUUAAAAAAGGUAAGGAAACCAACAGACUGUGUGAAGAAAUGUCUGAUCUAAGAACAACCCAAGUUUUUGCCAUAAUGAUCAUACCUGCAUUUUCCUUGUGUCCCUUUUCACGAUCUCAACUUUUGUACAUGCACUUUCCCAUGCCUAUCGAAAUAGCAUAUACUCUCUGCUUUCUCUGGAUUCCAUAGGAUGUUACCUUAACCAAAGUCAAGCUCAUUUAAACAAUUCAAAGAAUGUUCAAUGAGUUAGAUGUGAAGUGAUCAACUGGAAUAACUGAGUAAAGUAUAUUGUAUUGGUUUAAGGAGAAUUAUAUAAUGAUAAAUAGAACUCUUUAUAUUCUACUGUGUUCCACUCUUAUGGAAAAAAAUAUAUUUUCAAAUUCUGUAUCAUGAAUUCAAAGUUCAAGACAAGGUUUUAUUACAACUUUCAUAAAUGUUCAUAAAGGGUGUUACAACCUUUGCACUUGUAUCCUUUCAGUGUCCUACAGAGUACCAGGAGAAAAUGGGUAGAAACAUGGAUGACUAUGAAGACUUUGAAGAAAAGAAUAUAAGUUAUCCUAGUGAGAAAACACUAGUAAAACUUCACAAACAGGUACCUGUUGGCAUUCGUGGCACACUGAUAUGCUGUACAUCUGUUGAUGCCAGUGCAUAUGUUGGAUAAAGAUCCGUUUUGAUUGGAGUUUGAGAAACUUUAACUUAAACAAAAUGUAUCACUUUAAGAUGUAAGUAUUGAUAUAUGUUCUUUGCUUGGUUUUUCCCCAAGGUUAUCUACUCUGUGCAGAGACAUCAUCGAACGCAGGUGCAAUGGCGAAUCCUUCUGGAGCAGGCCUUCUUUCUGGAAGAUGUUGCUAAAAAUGAGACCAGUGCAACAAAACAAUUUGUUCGUACAUUCCCCCCUCAAGAGCCAGAAGGUUGGAUCACCCGUCAUUUCUACACUCCUACAGUUGGUACGAGCCGCACUCCAAAAACUAAUGGGAUAUGAUAUGUAGAAUGUCAAUAGAAGACAAUUUUGAUCUUACACUUGGACCUUUCCUAUUUUUAUAAUUUUCUAUUUCUUAACAUAUUUACCUGUCUUACCAGGUGUAAGUGAGCACAUAUCUUUUUAUUAAAAUAGUUUUUUGUUUUAAUAAAAUGCUUCUUUUAGUGUGCAUCCAAAGACUCUGCGACACUAUUGCUGUCAACAGAAAGUGUACACUACACAUCAUAACUUAGGCUUAUUGUAUGAUGACCAUGAUGAAAACUGCAGUUCUAAAUUUCAAAUUCACUAGCAUUUUGCAUUUCAACUGUUGUGGACUAAAUUUCCCUUGAUGUUUGGCCAGCUAAACUUCUUGAUAGGAAACGUGAGAAAAACAGUCCACAGCUGCUGCUGAGUGCCAGAUUUAAGCGAUCUCUGGCUUCCGCAUCAUUCCAGUAGGAAAGAAGCAGUAUUGAAAAUCUUUUCUAACAAACAAUUUUCUUUAACGAUAUUUUUUUCAAAGACUGUAAAUUCUUUUCUUUACACAGAGUGGUACUGGGAGUGCCUGCUUCGACCCUGGUGUUCUCGAAUCCUGGCUGUGAUCUUGGCAAUGGUUUCAACUGUGGUUGUGUGGUCAGAGUGCACUUUCUUCAGCACUAAGCCUGUCUUGUCUCUCUUUGCUGUAUUUAUACAGCAGGCAGAAAGCACAUACAAUUAUAUUUAUAUUGAGGUAAGGAUCAGUGUUGUAAAUUUGUUCCAGUAUUUUUUUUUUAUGUCUCUGUAAUUGAAAAUAUAUGAAAAAAAGUUGUUUUUUUUCUUCUUCUACACCUUAAAGACCAAAGUCACAUUUUUGCAACCUUAAUGAUCAGAAAUACUUUUUUAUAUUAGAUUUGCCACACAUUAGGAGUACAAAGAUUACCAAGAAAUGCUUUUUUGUGUGUAUUAUAUUUAUAUAAAAAGUGCUUGCAUAUUCUAAACUAAACAUGAAAUGACUAUUAAAAAUAAGUUAAAUAUUUAUGGAACAACUGGUGAAAGGCCUACUCAGACUCGUUUUUAUAGUAAUAUUGCACAUAGGUACGGGGAACUAAAGAGAGGGUUUUCCUUUUCUUUAAAAAAAAAAAAAAAAAAGUUGUUAAAUGACUGGGGAUUAUGGGGAAAGGAAUUCUGUAUUUAUGAGACAGGAAUACUUUCUAAGCAGUAAGUCCUGGAGGUGGGAAACAGAGGUCUGGCAAAGUUAUUUCGCAAAGUGGUACUUGAUCAUUAGUGGGGAUAUAUAGUUUUGGAUACAGCUUUUUAGGUGGGAUCUGUAAUUUCAGAAGUUAUCAUACAGAGACAGUACAUUGCAAGCUACUUUGAGGAUUGACAUUAGGGUGAGCUGUGUCUUUUGCAGGUAGUGAGGGAAAUUGACAUAGAAUAGAAGCUAUUCUUCUUAUGGACUGGAAGAGGGUAGAUUGGCAUGCAUAGGACUGUUGUAAUAUGAAUUGCAGUAAUGGAGACUGGAAGUAAUGUAUAGUUUUAAAAUAUUUAAAUAUAAUAAAUUGAAAGUCACAUGGAACAACAACAUAGGGGAGAGCCAUUUUUAUCCAUAGGAAAGGCAAUAAGGGGUUAACCCAGUGGUUCGCAAACUUUUUAGGUUCAAGGCACCCUUAAUAUUUCAGUAUUUUUUCAAGGUACCCCAAGUCAAAAUUUCUAGGUUGUAGGUCUGUACAGCACAAUUUGUGUUUGAGUAAAGGGGUGUUUUUGUAUUUUAUUUAUGUUUUUAGUUUAAAUGCAGGGGUUUGUUUCUUUGUAAUAUUUGUGUUAGAUUGCAGGAGUGUGCUGGUGUUUGACUGCAUGGAUGUAUAUACAUACAUACAUACUUACACAGAUAUUCAUACACAUUAAAGGAUCACUAUAGUGUCAGGAAAACUAAGCAGUUUUCCUGACACUAUAGUUCCCUGAGGGCGCCCCAACCCUCUGGGUCCCCCUCCCGUGGUUAAAACCCCUUCAGCAGCUUACCUGAUUGUAGCGCCAGGCUCCCUCGGCGCUGGUGACCUCUCCUCCCCUGCCGAUGCCAGCGGAGCCGAAUGCGCAUGCACGGCAAGUGCCGCGCGCGCAUUCAGGCUGUCAAUAGGAAAGCUAUAGUGUCCCUUUAACACACAUAUGCAUAUAAAUACACACAUAGAUACACACCGACAUAUAUACACAUGCACCCUGACACACACAAACAUUGAUACAUGCCGACACCAUGACACAGAUGCACACUGACAUAAAAACACACAGCCUGACGCACAGAUGGAUGACACAUAAGCACACUGAUAUAUAUAUAUAUAUAUAUAUAUAUACACACACGCAUACACAUCAUACACUCAAAUACACACUCAAACUCAUACAUACAUACACACUAACACACAAAUGAUUUUUUUUAUAUCUCCAGCCACCCUCCUGUUGGCUUACCUUAUAUGCCAGGAGGGUGGCUUGGAGUCCUGCUGCUGUAGGAAUGAGGGGUCUGGAGCUCUUCAUGCUCCUCUCCCCUCACGCUGCGGCUGCCUCCUCCUGCGCUGCCUCCCUGCAGGAUGCUGGGAGGAAGUGACAGACUGUCACUUCCUCCCAGCUGGCUGACAUUAUAGGGGCCCGUUCGCUGUCUUAAAGGACCACGGCACUCGACCGGAUCCCUGUUGAGCAAUAAUGUAUCCCAGGUGCGAUAAUCAUAGCACCAGGGAAAUAUUCAGCAGCGCCCCAGGGUGCCGCGGCACAUAGUUUGGGAAACGGUGGGUUAACCCAUCGUUUCAUAAAUUUAGAGAAAUGAGUACAAAAUGCCCUAUAAAAAUAGGCUUCUUAUGAGGUUGAUAAAAAAAAAUAUAAAGAAAAUAAGGGAAAAAAUAGAAGGGAGAAACUAGGGAUAUUUACAAAAUACACUUCAGUUCAUAGGAUAAUAGGAUAUGUGUACGUAGUUUGGCCAGUUUUACAUAAGUAUACUCCUACUAAUUGGUAUCCUUUCAACACUUAUAGUCAAAUAAGUAGUAAAACCUCUUAAAAGUAACAGAGUAUCUGCAAAUGUGGGGAUUCCCUGAGAAUCAGAUUAGAUUGUAUCAAUUUAUCAGCUGAGGUUUGUAACUAGUGGGACUACACCCAAAGGGAAGAUAGUAAGCUUCCUACUAAAGUGUCUUUCUUAUGUACCCAAUAAAAAAUUGUGACCUGGUUAAGAAUUAGAGGUAGAGAAUUGCUAAUUUAAUAGCUUUUUAAUCAUGGAGCUUAAAGGACCACUAUAGGCACCCAGACCACUUCAGCUCAAUAGGUGCCAGGUCCCCCUAGUUUUAAACCUGCAGCUGUAAACAUAGAAGUUUCAGAGAAACUGCUAUGUUUACAUUGCGGGUUAAUCCAGCCUCUAGUGGCUGUCUAGGCCGCUUCCGUGAUUCUCUGUGCAAAAAUCACAUUGAGUAAUGCUUUCCUAUGGGCGAUUUAAAUGUAGUUUGUUUUCCUGGCACUAUAGUGCUCCUUUAAGUAGCACUAGUCUUUACUGUGCAUACGUGGGCACCUAAUCUUUGCGGUAAACUGACGAGCUUUAUUAUAUUAUGCCCCUUGAAAAUGGCUCAGUGCUCCUGUUCAGCAAAUGGCCAGUCUAAAUAUCUGUUAGGUAUCUGAUUGAAUAUAGGUAUUGGCUAUAGCUUCCAGAGAUAUAACCUCUGCACUCCCAUAAAGCUUUGUAAGUUAAUGUUAAGAGAGUACCGUAAGCCAUGCCCCGACACGUGUUUUGCCAGGCAGACUCUUCUAUGCUUAUGUAAAACUGGCCAAACUACAUACAUAUAUCCUAUUAUCUGGUUUCAGAUACCUACGAAUUGGCGUGUAUUUGGUGAAUAUUCCUAGUUUCUAUUUACCUUAUUUUUCUUAUUUUCUUUUUUUGAUUAUUUUUGUAUAUGUUUUUAAUAAAUAAUCAUUAAAUGUUAUGUUUUAUCAAUUAAGUUAAAGUCACAUGUUUUAAAAGAUCUGACAACCAAAUAUAUAUUUUCUUUUGACAAUUUGUACUUGUAGAGAUUGCUAUCCUGCUUGUUUAAACAUGGUGACAUGAGCUUUAUGGAGAAUGUAAAAUAAUGUAGUCAUUUCCCUGGGUUUAGUUUUACGUUCAUUUUAAAUUAUAAAUACCCGUAUGCACAAUGUGUGGAGGAAUUUGUACUGCAAGAUGUACAAACUGUUAUAUUAUAGUACAAAUCCAGUAUAAUGAUGUUAUUAAGCCUACAUAUACACAUUUCACUGUUGUAUGACAGAAAUACAACCUUACCUUUUCUCAUGUGCUUGAUUUUAGGUGGCCUGUUUCCUCACCAUAUUCUUUUUGAGCAUCUGUGUUUAUUCAACAGUCUUCAGAAUUCGUGUAUUUAAUUAUUAUUAUUUAGCGUCUCACCAUCAAACUGAUGCAUACAGUCUUCUGUUCAGCGGCAUGUAAGUAGGGAGCACACUAUAGGCUGAAAUACCCUCAGGGUUAUUGGGUAUUGUGGUAUUAUAUUGGGGUACUGUGACGUAGUGUUAGGCCUGACACAAUAUGGCCAUAUGGUGGAACAGAAUCACCAUGUUUGUUUGCUGACAUAGAUGAUUUUAAAUAGCAUUGUAACAUUUAAAACUUUAUUUUUUAUUAAUUGUUGUGGUCUUAAUGGCAGCACCACUACUGAGAAAUGUUGUGGAUGUGCCCCCAAUUUCCCUUUUUUAUGUCAUUAAAAUUACAGUAAUGAAUACAUCUUUGGGGACCAAGUGUGGUUGCCUGCACAGUGACUCUGCUUCCAAAUUAAGUUAUUUCCAUUCCACAACUCCUAGUGUGCCUGAUGCUAUUACGGGAUGCAGAUUAUCUGGGAGCAAAGAUGCUCCAUAGGCACCGGCUUGGUAAACCAUAGCCCCAUGUGUGUAUGGAGGGAAAAAUAUUCAGAUAGUUUUAUCUUUUCAUUUAAAUGUUCUUUUAUCAGUUUCUCCAGCACUAUGUAAUCUAGAUGUUUACCUUCCUGAAGGUGAACCAGUCAUCCACACAAUAUGGGGUGACAGGUGCACUUGAUCUAUUUAAUCAGUUAAAUGGACAGUACAGGCACCCAGACCACUUCAUCUUAUCGCUUUGCAUGAUGACGUCUAGCGUCUUCUAAAUUGCCCUAAGAAAGCAUUGAGUCAAUGCUUUCCUAUGGGUAAGGCCUAAUGCUUGCGUGUCACUCGCUACACAUGCUCAUUAAGAUCCUCCCCAUCAGCUGACGUCGGGGAAGGAGGAGCGGGGCCCAGCACCAAGGGACAUCAGUGCUGGAAUCAGGUAAGUAAAUGAAAAGGUAUGUGUGUGUGUGUGUGUAUGUAUGUAUGUGUGUGUAUAUAUAUAUAUAUAUAUAUAUAUAUAUAUAUAUAUUUAUUAUAUUCAUGGAUGGGUAGGGCAUCAUUGUAUUCCUAACACUAACGUUCUUCUUUAUAUGCUUGAUAUUGAAGGAAAGUAUUCAGUAAAAUCAACAGUGUAUGACUAUUCUAGAAGCUGAGAUUUGAGCUGACGAUAGGAAAUCAAAAAUCUUGACAUUUUAUAUUUCAUUUGUUUCUUUGAUAGCAUGUAUGCAUCACAAAUUGUUUGUAAUUUAUACACAAUAUUGUUAGAUGCAUAGGUCGUGUUGUAUAGUGCUAACUAACAAAACAAGUCUAACAUGUCUUAUUUGAUUUUAUUUUCUCAUCUGUUCUUUCCAUUCCAAUAGGCUGUUCUGCCGUUUGACCCCUCCGUUAUGUCUUAACUUUUUGGGGCUAACCCACAUGGAUGUAUCCAUCGCUCAUCAGAACACUGAGCCAACUGCUUACACAUCCGUAAGAAAAUGUCAUUUAUACUGCAUUCAUUAAUUACAUUUUACUAAAGCUGAAAAAACUUGGUUUUUACAUUUCUACUGUUUUCUAGAUAAUGGGUUCUUUACGAGUCCUGCCUCUUAUUGCUGAUGUCUUCUACAUCUAUUAUCCUAUGCUGGUCGUUAUUCUCUGUAUUGCAACUUACUUUAGGUAAGAUAACGAACGCACUUUAUUUCUAUAUUUUUGUUUGCUUAGCAUGGGUUUGUUGCCUGUGUGUGUCCUAUUUAUUGUUUACAUCAGAAAUAAAUGUUGGAGCAGAAUAAUGGAGGUCACCUUGUGUAGUAAAUCGGUGUGCUUCUCAAAAUAUAAAAAUAUGACACGGUGGCACCUUAAUAUUACGGUAGAACAUAAUAUUUAACACCCCCAACUUCCCCUAACUGUAAGUAGUCAAACCUUUUUAAAACGAUUUAACUUCUUACUUUGUGUUCCCUGGACACUGCUCCCUAUAUCUCAGAGAGCCAAAAGCUCUCUGCUUGAGCUAAGCCCCAGGUGGGCAAUGCUUAUCUCAUUGGCUGAGAGUGAUCAGCUGAUGCCUUGAGACAAUGAGCCGGCUUUGUACAUUAGGGCUUCACUCAGGAGAAUUAAUGGAAGCUACUGUAUGCAUUGAAAGAGACGCAAGGUUUGGUACCUGGCAGACCCCAGAUAAAACUGUUCUAAAACGAUUUAACUGCUUAUGGUGCUAGUGUUCCUCUCAGACAAUAUAGUUGAAUUUUUUUCCCUUGACUAAGUGAUUGUUGGGUUAGCUGCUUAACCCCUUAAGGACCAAACUUCUGGAAUAAAAGGAACCAUGACAUGUCACACAUGCCAUGUGUCCUUAAGGGGUUAAAGGGUUACUCCAACCAAAAAACAUUGUUUUAAGUAAAUACUGGGUUUGGUUACAAUAACUCUUCCUAUCCUGGCCCCAACCGUAUAAAAAAAUAAUACAUUUAAAAAUUACUUAAGCAGAGGUGUUAAACUCUGUGCAGCGUUUCAUAACUAAACGCUGCAUAUACAAACUACACUCACCAUAACCACUUCAGAUCAGUGAGUGGUCAUGGUGCAUGAAGUAACACUUUAAUAUGUUACAGGCUCCACUUGCAUUAAAAGACUGUCCUUAAGUAUAACAAGUUAGGAGUGCAGUGUAAUUAAUGUUGACAGGAAGCAGGUUAUAAUAUGCAAGGUGGGAAAUAAUGGCUAGUAUAAAAAUCUGGGAAAUGUAGUGCAAUAACAGCUGGAGGGCCAAGGACAGACACCCCAAAGUUCAAUGUGUUUGUGUGUGUUUGGCAUGUCCCUAUUUUUUACUGUAUAAACUAAAUAAUAUUUUCGUGUCCUCUGUCUUCAUCUUGCAGUUUGGGGACGCGCUGCUUGAACUUGCUUGGCUUCCAGCAGUUUAUGGGUGAUAAUGACAUGACCUCUGACCUCACCGAUGAAGGCAAAGAGUUGAUUAGAAGAGGUAUAUUUGGAUUUCUCAUCUAAUCACAGUGUAGGGAUAGAUGAGGCAAAAGGUGUUAUUUGCACAUGGGAUAUUUAAUACAUAUGGUGAAGAAACAUUGGAUAUGGUACUCGCCCUGAACUGCAGCUUUGUGCCCACAAUCAGUACUGCAAGAAGGCUGGUAGGGAAAUAUAACCUGGGAGAUUAUCACACUAUAUAUCAUUCAAAGUGACACUCCAUGUGAUUUACUGGAUUGCUUUCAUCCCUCUGUGUGGAAAUGCUGCCAGAAAAAGGCUUGUAGAGAAUUCUUAUUAUAAAGUUCUGCAUGUGCUUUCGACCGUGAAGUAUCAUUAAAGUCACAUGCCAUUGUGACAUUUGUUUUUCCUUUCAUAACAUUUUAGAGAAAAGAAAACGUCAGAGAUUAGAAGAUGGUGAAACCCGCAGGAGGGUAAGAUCAUUUGAAACAAAUUUUGAAAAGCUUGUCUAGGUGGGUUUUUUUUUUUUUUUGGUUUUUUUCUCGUUGUGUUUUUCUUUUCUUUUCGUUUUUGCCUAUUCUAGAUAACGAUCUGCGUUUUUAUAAAUUUUCUCAACUAAACUUGGUUUCUCUUCUCUUGGUUUAUUCUCUCUCUUUUACCAGUGGGUUGCGGUUUUUAUCACUAAAUAUUCUGAAAUGCUGUUGCCAUAAGUUAUUCUGCUUUAUUACUUGAUUAUUCCUUUUGUUAAAGAAUCUAAUGUUUCCACACGAUGUAGAAAGAGACCGGGAAAUUGCUAUCCAGAGAUCAUACUUAGGGGCACAAAAAGUGUUUCCCUUUGCAGUUUUACUUUCAUUGUAAAAAUAAUAAAAAAUAAUUAUAUUUAUAGCUAUUGACAGGCAUAUAAAAGAACAUCUAAAUUAAUCCAUUUAGGCUAAAUAUCCAUAGUUAUACUCAUCCAAAGGUGCCAAGUCAUGAAUAGUUGAACAAAUACUUUUGGAACUUUAAAUCAAGAAUAGCUCUGCUUGGAAAUUGCCAGAAAGCAAGCUGAACAUGAUGGUAACUUAAUUUGUAAACCUCCAGGGCAAUAUGGUUAGCAGUUAGUGGAUUUGUCUAUACUUUCCUUCAGCCUUAGCAAUUUAAUAGUGAAAAUGCUACUCCAAGCACCAUGACCACUUCAGAGUCUAUAUGACUACACAUAUAGACUCUGAAGUGGUCAUGGUGCUUGGAGUAGCAUUUCAGUUUGAAAAGCUAAAGCACUUUGCUGUGAGGGAUGUAACACCCUUUCUGUAGCUUCAUUAACAAGCUCAGAGAAAAGUUCCUGGCUUAUUUGGCAUCUGUCAUCAGCAUGCAUAGCUUGUUGGUGAUAAAAAAAAUCAAUGGCGGCAUGACCCACCCCUCAUCUAUUCGUCAUCUAAGCUCCUGCUCAACGACCUCUAUCCUCCUGCAGUGAAGGGGAAAUUACAUAACCAGAAGAGAUCUUGGCUUUGGUGCAGAGUCACAGGUAAGUAUUUUUAUUUAUUUUUUUCAAUUUUUGAGGUAGAGUGGAACAAUGCCAGUGUUUAGUUGCCUUUGAAAUCUUUCCUUUUGCUAAUACAAUGAAUAAUAAACAGGUUCUAUGAAAGGAAACCCAAAGAAAAUAACCCGUAUGUCCUUAAAGAUCUACUUGUUAGGCUCUCUGGGCCUGGAACAUACUAAAAAUAUUCACUUAGAAUUUGCAAACCUGUUUUGUUGCAGGAGUGGAAAGAGAGGUACUCUAACAACAGAGAAGAAAACAGCCGAAAUAGAAAUAUACAUUCGGAUCAGGCGGAGCCAAGUUACACAGAAAUGACCACAAGUAGAAGUAAUCCAUUCACACUUUUAUUAAAACUUCACUGUAACUUCUGAUAAGAAUAUGGCAGUUUGUAAACAUAUCCUGUAGAUCGCGAUAUAAGGCUAAGAUCGCAAAUGGGAAUCUGUUUCUGACUGUAAGAUUGUUCAAAGACAUUCUCUGACUUUGUCAGCUUUAAACUCCUUGUGAUAAAGAGUUAGAUAAGUACCUAAAUAUUACAACAUAGCUGACAAUUGAUCUUUUAUGAUUGGGUUAAAGAAACACUAUAUGUAAGAAAUACAAAUAUUUAUUUCUAACGUCAAAAUGUCUGUCUUCCUUUUUAGAUAACUGUACCCUCCCAUAAACAUUAAAUAGAAAGCUUAAUAAUAGCUGUAUUUACAUUGUCAUCAAAAGGUUUAUUGACAUUGACUGCUCCAUAAAAUCUUGCUGUUAAUUGGGGUAUUCCAUUUUAGAAUAAGCGUUUUAAAGACCAGAUUAUUAUGAUGACAUAGAUAAUACCUGGUCCGUAAGGGGUUCUGAUCUUUGUAAGUAAUCCACUUUUUUAUGUCAAUACCCUGGCAGGGUUGUUGGCUAAACUUUACAUUUUCUUGAAUUAAAUCUGAAUGGAAAAACAGAGGCAAAAAUAGCCAAGUUGUGAAAAUUCGAGAGGUUAUUCACAUUUGAUCUUUGUGCCUCAAUUCUUCCUUUUGGAUUUAGAUAGUGAAAAUAUGCACUUUUGUGAAUAACCCUGUAUGUCUGGGUCUGGUUUACAUAAGCUUAUUUUUUUUUUUUUUUUAAAUCAGCAUCAAAAUACACCAGGUCAAACAACAGGACGGAGAGGGAUCGAAUAGAGCUGCUGCAAGAUGCAGAACCCUUGGAUUUUAAUGCAGAAGCUUUUAACGAUGAUCCACUUGAAGCGUCAGAAUCGGGGAGGUGAGUGUUGUGGAGAAUGGGUUUAGAGUUGGGUGAGACACACAGGGGUUGUGUUGAAUGCAUUUAUUACUCUUAUUUUACAAAAAGACGUGCAGUUUCUUGGGCCUCCUAUUAUAAGCAACAACUACUUACUGGUAAGACAAUAAUUUAGGCUAAAAGAAUCACCAAGUCCAUCCUUUUCAUACAUUUCUCUCUGUAAGACAUCCCAUCCUGUUCUAAUGCUGAGAGCUCAGCUGUACUCACAGCCACUAGAGGCAGUUCCAAUGAAAUAGCAGAUGCCCACUAGUCUCUACAGAAAAGUAUUGCAUUGGCUGAGGUCAUAAAUCUCUAUGAUCUCAGCCAAGAGGUGGAGCUUCCCCAUGGAGACCUCUUAUUUAUUUUUUCUCUCCCUGCACAUGGCCAACAGGGCCCUAUAGCAUUCGGAAUACACAUUUGUAUUCAUAACACUAUAAUGUUCCUUAAACACUUCUCUCAAGCCCCCUCCUGUCAUUCCUCUUGACUUGCUUUUUUGGUUUUUUUUUUACACUCCAUACAUAAUUUAUUUUUUUUUAUUUUCAAUGCUCUCCUCUUGACACUUUUUUCUGUUCCCUUAUAUUAAAGAGAAAUUAUAGUGCCAGGAAAACAAAGUUGUUUUUCUGGCCCUAUAGUGCCCCCCCUCUCUUAACAAAAGUUGCCCUAUGACCCAGAAGUCACUCUAGUGGCUGUCUACCUUUACCAUUUUCCAGGGAUGUUCCAUGUACCCAGUCUCCUGGAGUACUGUCUUUGUAUUUUGUUCUGCUUUACAUUUGACAGAAAUGAAUUGCCACUAGUGCUUAUUUACUGUAUGGCAUUUCAUAUUGCACAUCUGUACUGUGACUUCUCAUUUCCUGUUUCCAUAUUUGAAAAGCAAAUUGCAAUUAUAAGGUAGCCCAGCUAGAAUAGUAUCCGAGUUGGAAAAUGUUGCCAAUUCUGCUUUUUUGGGAAAUAUUUAACUAUUCAUUUCUCUAUACCCACAGGUUAAACAAAUGAAGUUGAUGGGCUUUUUUCUUGUGCUGCCUUUUGUUUAACACAUUACUCUGUUGUGUCUAGGUACCAGCCAGCCGGAAGAUACUUGUCCAUGUCCAAAUCAAACAGCAGGAUAUUUGACGAUGUAUAACAGGAACAGAUCCGAGAUAUGUAAAGCUACAGAACCCGUCAACAAAUAUUACCUGGCUCAUAGAAAUAAACACAAACUCGUGGUUUUCUUGUGGAGGAAAUCACCCUUUGCUCUUUUUGUACACUGAUAAGUGGCCUAUGAAGUUUUUGUUCUCAACUGUACUUUGUUUGCACAUUUAAUGGCAAUAUGCCUACCAACCAAUGUAAACCAUACAUGUGGGUACAGCAAAUCCUAUUCUAGAAGUUAUAUGCGAGUAUAGUUUCCAUUUUGGACCUAGAGCUUAUAAAUACUGUAAAGUAGCAUGCAGGUACUUUUAGCUGGAAAACAAGCUUAGUGGCAAAGCCUGCACGGGAAACACAGACUCUGAAAUACAAAUCAGAAUGACUUUAACUGUAAAUACAAAAUGCUGUUCUUCUUGAGAUGCUAGGAUCUUUGAAAGUUGUUGAGCUUUUUAAUGGUUUUCUGUACAGCCUUUGUAAUUCAUAAUGCAUGCUUUCCAAUUGCAGUUUGUAGCGGAGCGUGGAAUUGCAGGAAAACAAUGAGGGUUUGCAUUCAGAGAGGAACUGUCGUGCUAUUAACAUUUAUAUAAAGUGUUUCUGAUUGUACAGUAUAGAUCUCCUCUAUCUCAUAUCACAUCAUCCUAUAGAAAGGCAGAAGCAUCACAUUUUAUGCACAUUGUCUGCAUAAUUUGUGCUUUCAUUGGGAGAUUGUAGAGUGCAGCUCACAGGACUGCAAUACUCAAGUGUGCAAAUACAAUUGUAAAAAAACAAAAAGAAAAGGCCAUCGCUUGCUACUCAGUUCAGCUGUCAGAUUUAGGUUGGUUUUGUGUAUCCUCUUGUGCUUGACAUCUGACAAGCUAAAAUACCAAUAGUGCUUAAUGUAUACAUAUAUAACAUUAUGUAUGAUGACUACAGUAGAAAAUGCCAACACUAAAAACUUGACAAUUCCUCAAAAUUUUGAAUUUCUUAAAUGCAAAUUGGUUGGCAAAGGUUGAUACGGUUCAUUUUUGGCAAACUUAUAUAACUCAUAUGAUUCUUUGUCAGCUUAAGGUGUUCUGCUACCUGAUAUAGUAUUUUCUAUCUCUGUUAGCCAGUUGAAAAAAAGGAAAAUCUAAUGAUCAUUCCAUGUGAUGAUUGUUUCAAGGCCAUUCCUAUGUCAAACGUGUAACUGGAGCCAUAACCAUGGGAACCAAUUAAUGCUGAAUGCAUCACUUUUAGAACUUUGUCUCCACACUUGCUUUUUGUGCAGUAGUCGAACAGAACGGCAUUUAAUCCACACACAUUUGUGAUGGAAAAUGUUUUUUGUGCUUUAGUUUGGUAUCUAGCAAUGGAAAACACAUUAUGCAAAUGGCGGAAAUUAGUUUGGUGGAGAUUUCCUGAUUUUACUGUGGGAUCUAGUGAAUAUUCUCCUUAGAUGCUUGAUUUUGUAUACUGUAACCUGUAAGUGCUAGUCUAGGUGUAAGUACGAUCUUUUACUCCUAUACAGAUGGAGUAAAGAUUUGGACACCUGCAGUGGAUCGGAUCAGAUGUUGUAGAGAGGAUUAUUCCGUGCGAUAUAAGCUAAACUUCAUAUCAACCAAUUACAUACUAUGUAUGUCAUGAUAUCAAAGGUUUGGCCUGGCUCUUAAGGAGUUAUUAUCCUCUCAAUCCCGUAUACAAAUACUUGCUUCCGAGUUAGUGUUCACAAAGUACAUUUUGUAUUCCGCUGCAUUACUGUGAGAGUAUACUAUUUAUACAGAUAACACUGGCAUAUUAAAUUGCAUUGUUUAUUUCAAACUGUUAGAUGCGUUAGCCCUGUUUAUUUAGUAAACCUUUUAUUAUUAUUAAUCGUGUAUUAUCGGGGAGAGACUUGCACUAUGGCUUUUGCUAGACUUUAACCUCCUCCAUAUUCCAUUCUGAUUCUGAUCCUUGUAUAAUCCAAAAUUGCAUUAGAAUCUAUGCCUGUGGGGUUGCAUGCUAGACAUUGUGGCUGCACUCCCUGAUUCAUAGGUUCUGUUUAUAAAACUAUGCCAACAGCAGUUUGGCUAGCACAGUGUAUAGAUGAAAUUGUAUGAUCUUACAAGUGUCACAAUGUCAUUUUUGCAUGACAGGUGCACUUUAAAGUAUGUUGAGCAUGUGUGUAUGUAUAAUGAAAAGAAAGUGUUCCUCCUUUUAAAGAAUUGCCCUGCUGGACUUAAUCAAAAUACAGAUUAAGGAACCGUGCACAUGCACAAAAAAAUUAAAUUUGCCAAGACUUCUUAAAAUCACUUAUCUUCGCAAACAAAUAUGGGGAUUCAAUUGCAACAAAUGGCCAUAUUGUGUUAAGCCUACUGCUAUAUCAGUACCCUAAUAUCCAUGAAUCCUAGUCUAAUUUUUACAUGGGAGCACCACUUCUGUGAAUUGCAUUUUCUGACUGUGCCCACAAUUCCCCCCCCUUUUGGCAAUCCACUGUAGGUGCCUCUUUGGAGGUGACCACUGAAAAGCAAAAAUUUGAGGAGAGUCUCUGGAAGCUGUUUAAGCAGAGUAAGUAUUGCAGCUGGCAUGUUAAUCUCCCAUGUUAAAAUUAGUGCAGGACCCUCCAAUAUUAGGGUAGUGUGAUGUGGUGAGCUUAACACAAUAUGACCAUAUGGGCAAACUGAAUCCUCCUAUUUGUGUGCUAAGAUAAGUGAUUUUUAGUAGCCUUGUAAAAUUGAAAAAUGUAAUUAAAAAAAAAAAAAAUCUUUUUCUGUAUGCUGUUCCUUAAUCUUUAUUUUGUAUAUAUUUUGGUCUUUACGGCAGCACCACUACUGAGAAAUGCUCAUGAGAAAAGAUAAUUUUAUUUACAUCAGCUUUUUAGCAGUAAAAUUAGCAUCUAAACGCUUAAAAGUGCCAGUCUGUAAAAUGGUAAUAUCUUUAUGUUGAAUUUAACACCUGGCAUACAAGAACCAAGUCCGUGUGUGUGUAUAUGUAUAUACAAUAUACAUACACACACUUACAAUUCAGCGCACUCGAUUUCAUGCUAACCUUUACAAACACCUGACUUAUGUAAAACAAAUGAAGAUUUAGUGACAAUAUAUGAUCAUACAUGACAUAAGCUUGCCACAGUGUCAAUGUACCCAAUGUUUACCAGGUCCUUCUCCAUACUAAACCAGUGACUACUCUUAAUAGAUUCUCAUUUACCUGGGAUAUCCAUCCUCUUAUGGUUUUUUUUUUUUUUUUUUUAAAUUCAUGGUUUAAUUAGUACCCAUGAAAGAGGCACUUGCGAGGGAUGGGUAUAAAAUGAGGGAUUUAUAGUCCUGUUUCAAUACUGUACAUAAAACAAACAGGCUGCACUCACCUAAACCUGGAUACUAUAUAAGGAUGCUGAUGGGUACGAUAAAGUGCACUGAAUUUUCUUUGUAACCAGCCGCACUCUUAAAAAUUAUGCUUGUUUAUGUUGGCACAGCCUUUCUGUGCUUUAUAUACAUAUGUGUGUAAUAUGAUUGUUGGAGCCAGAAGUUUUGGUUCCAGUAUAUCAGAAACAGCUAACCUCCAAAGGUUUUUAUACAAUAAGUUGAAGCUCUCAAUGGGCUGUUACUCCUAAAAAUAGAAAAUUAAAGAUAAUGUUUCAUGAAAUCUCAAUUUUAGCUGCAGUGUGGUUGCAUUUAAAUCAAUAGGUUGAUAAGUUAGCACAAAAAUUUAUUAAUUCACUGUUCAGUCAUGCAUUUUAAUUCAUAGUACGGAGUGCUUUAGAUUUCAAUAAUACCCACCCGUUAAUUUCUGUUCCGAAUAAAUUGCCCACUGAGUUUCAGUGCUUUAAAGGAACACUAUAGGGUCAGGAACACAAACAUGUAUUCCUGGCCCUAUCGUGUUAAAACCUCCAUCUAGCCCCCCAGCCCAUCUUGCCUCCCUAAAUAUAGCAAAAUCUUGCUUGUAUUCAAGUCUGGAGCUGCUGGCUCUGGCCUGCCCCGUCUGCUGACAUCAUCAGAAGUGAUAGCCUGAUCCAAUCACAAUGCUUCCCCAUAGGAUUGGCUGACACUGUCAAGGAGGCAAAUCAGGGGCAGAGCCAGCACGAUUCAAACACAGGCCUGGCUAAUCAGCAUCUCCUCAUAGAAACUAAUUGAAUCAAUGCAUCUUUAUGAGGAAAGUUCAGUGUUUGCAAUCAGAGGGUGGAGACACUAAAUGUUGUGAUGCAUUUUAGGCAUGACCCAGGAAGGAUCUCUAGCAGCCAUCUGAGGAGUGGCCAGUGAAGUUAUCCAUAGGCUGUAAUGUAAACACUGCAUUUUCUCUGAAAAGACAGUGUUUACAGCAAAAAGCCUGAAGGUAAUGAUUCUACUCACCAGAAUACAUGCAAUAAACUAUAGUUGUUCUGGUUACUAUAGUGUCCCUUUAAGAGUGCAGGGUUUGUUAAUUAAACAACAAAUUAUAGUGACUGAAGUGCAAACUGCAAAACAAAAUCUCCACCUUGGCUAUCGUCACAGAUAUUUUAGUUCCGCAUUUGAUUUAUUUUGUCUUUUAAAUAACUACACUCCAAUGUUUAGUGAAUACACAACUCUGUAUGUAUCCAGUCCUAAAAUGGAUAAAUAUGUGUGUUAACAUAGACCGAUGGAUUUGGGCAUUUUGAUUUUAUUUUAACUGCUGCAUAUGUUUCAUUUCUUCUGAUUUUACUGGGGAAUCACUAAAUGAAGGUUUUGCUAUGUAAGUAUUAGCACAGUGGGAAGCUGUAAAUAGUCUACAAAUAGUCGAUUAACUGUUUGAGUCUUAGAUCUUGUAUCCAUAUUUAGCUGAUAAAUAUUUAACAUUGAAUUCCAUUUCUACGGCUUUUAUAAAGUCAAUGUAAACUGAUAACCCUAUUUGUAGUUACAGAAAAAAAAACUGUCAUUUCACACCAAAGGACUUUUCGUACUCCUAAUUCCUAAUGAAAUGCUAAAGAGGUGUCAUAUCGAAUUUCCAUAGUGACCAUGUUUUUGUUUUGUUUUUUGCUCAAAAAGGAACAGUGUUUGUACACAUUGCUCAAUGUAGACACUAACCAUAUAAACGAUUAUUUAUAAUGGAAGGAUUUAGCUAUUUCAGCUUUAGGAAAUCUUAGCAGUAUAUAUUUUUUAUGUUAAUUUAAAUAGAUUUUUUUAAUGAAAUUAUUUUUAAGUUAUGACCUAUAAUAAAUUAUCUUGGAAGAAAACAGUAAAUAAAACCUGUUUUAGCUAAAAUGGGAAUUUAUCAAGUUGGACAAAAUAUAGGGGAAGGUUAUUAAUAACUGAUCAAUGUAUUUUUUUCUAGAGUUGGUCCAUAAACUUGUAAACUGGGAACAUUGCAACAUCAAAUUAUUAUUGUGUCUGACUGCACAUAAUCUGCUGUUAUAAAAAACCUUAUGUUACUAGAUUUAUAUGUUCCUGUUGAUUCACUAACCUAUCAGAAUUUGAGUUUCAAUAUUUUGGCCAAAAUAACAUUCUUGGAAGAGCUUUUUCUAUCUGCAUUGUUUUGUUCUAUAUUUUAGUACACGUUUUUUUCUCUUUACAGCUCACAGUUUAGUGAGUAAAACUUUUGCAGUUUGUCGUUUGCUGAAAACCUAUAAUAGAUCAAUAGAUUAUUUUUGUUUUGUAAUUCUUUAUUUUCAAAGACAGAGUAAAAACAGGCAUAUGAGCAGUACAUAGGCUUACGCAGAAGCCAAGAUUCUUAUUUUUCAGUGAUUUCACAUUAAUACAGAAAGCAGAGAGUGUGUUAUUAGGUGCUAAUACCACCGUGCAGAUUUUUAGUUUCCUAUAAUAGGUCAAUAGAUUUAAGCUAUACUUUACUUUCAAAGCUGUAUGCUUGUAUACAUGUGGCAUGCAUAUUUGUACAGUUGUGUUUGCAAAAUCUGUGGACAAGCUGCAGCCUCUAUAAACUUGCAUUUUGUGGCCUUUUUUCGAGUGUAGUUUAGCACACAUUAUCCUAUAUUAAACACUAUGAAUGUGACUACUGUAAAUCACAUUUUCUGGGUGGCAUCAACAAAUUAUCAUUGUGGUGAGCAAAUUCUAAUAUUGUAACGUGUCUAUUUGAUAGUACCAAGCGAUAUCUACGGUUAUUAAGCGCUAAGCCUGAGAGGUUUAAUGUGCCCUUAAAAUGUUUACUCUUGUCAUUUUUUUUCUUAAUCUCUUAAAAACCAGUGAUUGUGUAGGUUGUCCCAAUAUGCCUGUAGAGACCAUAAUCUGAUAUGAAAUAUCCUAUUCAUUUAGCAUUAAAGGGACACCCCAGACCCACCCCUGAAGCGUUUUAUAUGUGAUAAGUGUGUCCUCUGUUGCAUUUUUCCAAAAGUAUAGAUUUCAGUAGAUAUUGGCACUUUUAUCAAUUAACCUUGUAACAUCCCCCCAGCUGUUAAUCAGACAGCCGAUCCUGUUGCUUCAUGGUAUGGUUAGCUCAGUGGGGCUUAACUCAAGAGGCAGCACUUGCCAGUGCACCAGCCUUGCAAAGACUUUUCAUUGAAUUGUGUUGGAAAGUCUGUGAUUGCACAGCCAAAGAACAUCUGGGUGGAGUUAGUAGGGGAGGGCUUGCAAAUGCUUCAGACAUUACUAUAUUGUCAUGAUAGCAAGGGCUGUUCUUGAUACUAAUUCGUUAAAUCCCACAUCUUUAUUUGGAUAUUGUAAAUUUGUUACUGUUUGCGUUUGUUUUAGCUCUUUUAAAUAUGGGAAAUUAUUUUUAUUUUCUUAAUAUUCAAUUACAGAAAUUAAGUAUUUUAAGUACCUACAUUGUUAUAGAUCAGUCUUUUACAAAUAUCAGCGCCUUAUGAAAACUCUCAGAAUGAAUUAAAUUUUGGCUCUGAAGCCAGAACUUUCAAUCUUCAUCACCGUAGGAUUUUCUCCUUUGCCUUAAUUUACAUGCUUUUGUGAAGGAUACUGGACUAUUUAUUAAGGUGUUUCUGUAAACUGGUUUAAAUUAUUUGGUGUUUGUGUUAUCAUAUGUCUUUAUUGUUUAACUAUUUGUCAAGUUAGCUUAUAAUUAUUUUGCGUGCAUGAAAUAAAAAUACAUAUGUAUGUAUAGUAUUUUCUCA